UUUGACGGAACUUAUGAGCAACAAAAACAAAGAAAAUUACUACAUAGAGUCUACAAUGAAAGAUGGAACCAAGAAAAAAAAAAAGAGGGUUUUUUGUUCAUCGUCACUAAGAUUGCACUACAAUUGGUGUUCGUCACAUGUAUUACCCAUGCCUGAGCCACCAGCAGUUUUAGGCGCAGAUGGUUACUUGAAUGAUAAUUAUUCGAACCAUGUCUAUUAUGACUCGACUUGGAAUUCAUCAUCAAUCCUGUCAGUUGAGGAACAUAUGCAGGAUGGGUUUGACUCGCAUCUAUCAGGCUACCUGCGUUGGCUUGAUGAGAAAGUGGCAACGGAAAAUUCUAGUGGUAAUAAGAAUAAUUGUGAUGCAGAUGAUAUGGAAGAGAUUGAUAGGCUUGCUGAUAAGUUCAUUGCAAGUUUUCAUGAGAAAUUCAAGCUGGAAACGCAAGAGUCUUACAGGAAAUAUCAAGAGAUGUUAACGGAUGGUAGAGGAAAAAUAUCCGUUAUCCGGUAAGUCCAACGUAACGGUAACGUUUUUGAAUUUCCUAUUUCCGCCGGAAAUUAACGGAUAACGGAUAUCCGCUAACUUUUAAUG
Messenger RNA from Papaver somniferum (opium poppy), 592 nucleotides. RefSeq lists its product as uncharacterized. The transcript has a single exon. The record is from RefSeq and is a predicted model, not a curated record. The coding region runs from base 14 to 511 and encodes 165 amino acids. Lineage: Eukaryota; Viridiplantae; Streptophyta; Magnoliopsida; Ranunculales; Papaveraceae.